AUGGGUAAGACUCUAGUAAAGUUUGCUUUAAUGGGCAAUAGCGCGCUAUUCCGCUUCGCUAUAGCGAAUUACGACGGUGGCAUGAUGCAAGAAUCAGAGGAUGAAAAUAUGGAAAUGGAACACGAACGUGACGGAUCGAUGCCGUAUGAUGAGCAAAGCGAAGAGUGUGAGAUUGACUCACUGCCUGCAUUACCGGAUGCGGAAGUGUUGGAGCGAAUUCGCGAUGAGAAAAAACGAGGGAUGUUUGUUUCGGGAUGGGAGGAGGACGAUGAAGGGAUUGCAGAGAAGAAUCUCGAUGACCCAGCUGAGCAAAUGCUGACAGCCGCUGAAACGGGCGAUGUUAAACUGCUCGUGGAACUUUAUCAACGUGAUCGAUCCCUCCUCGAAGUUCGUGAUAGUGAUGAUUACACCCCGUUACACCGUGCCGCAUACAAUAAUCAUAUUGAUGCAGUUCGAUAUUUGCUGUCGAUUGGUGCUGAUCCCGAAUUGAAAACUGAAAAUGGUUGGACAGUAAUACAUUGUGCAGCAUUUUGGGCAUGUUACAAUAUUGUUGCAAUAUUGUUGUCUCAUGGUGUAGACGUUAAUUCUAAAACAAAUGGCAACUUAACGCCUCUGCAUUUGGCGAUUAAUUCUAACGGUGAUAGCGAAAACAUCUUUCACACUGUACGAUAUUUACUCGAAGCACCAGGUAUUGAUGCGUCGGCUGUAUCGAAUGCCGGCGAUACACCAAUAAUGCUCGCACGACGAACAUCACCAAAAGUUUAUGAAAUCAUCGAACGAAGAAAUGAUCCACAACGUUGGUCAACGAGGUGUUUGGUAAAUGAAGGAGAUAAGCAGAACUUUUCACGAGGUAAAUAUUGUAUGGAAUGUGAUCGGAUGGCACCAUUAAGAAGUCAUCACUGUCAAUUAUGUCAGAUGUGUGUUCUUCGAAAAGAUCAUCAUUGUUUCAUGACUGGUGGUUGUGUUGGUAUCGCUAAUCAGCGUUAUUUUAUUGUGUUCGUUUUAUGGGCUGGAGUGGGUUGUGCGUUAGGAUCAUACUAUUUACUGAUGUAUUUGAUAACGUUUGUUGAAACGAACCUGUACCCAUUCGGAUGGAUCAAGUUCGUUGCUCCGUUUGCCAUUGGUCGUUGGUUAGCAUCGUACGAAACGUUCACGAAUAUGUUUAUGUGCAUUGUAUUCAGCAUUUCUGUGAGCACUUCCGUUGCAGCUUUUAUCUUCUUCUUUUCACAGAUGUUUUUCACGUUAAAUGGUUAUACGAUGUAUGAUUAUAACACAUUACGUCGUCGUAUCGAACUGAAAGGUGAUGGUAACACAUACACUGAAAGGUUACAACUCGUAUUCGGACGUAAUUGGCUACUUAAUUUCAUCUUUCCUCAGUUUUGGCAUGUAAACCGUUUGACAGCGGAUAUCGCCCGUAACAUAUUCAACACAAGCGCCAAAGAUGUUUGA
Molecule: messenger RNA, 1449 nt
Organism: Anisakis simplex (herring worm)
Lineage: Eukaryota; Metazoa; Nematoda; Chromadorea; Rhabditida; Anisakidae
Source: the annotation of a GenBank genome assembly